CGACUGGAACUGGAUCAUUCAUCCUCUCCUCCUGCGAGGGAUUUUUCCUUUCCUUUUUUUUCUUUUUCUUUUCUUUUCCUUUCUUUUUCCCUUUUUCUUCCUUUCAUCAAAACCCUAGAUUCUAUUUCUAUCUCUAUUUCAACUACCUAUAUAUACAUAUACAUAUUUCUUUGGGAAUAUGCAGCAGCAGCAGCAGCAGCAACAGAGGAUAAGGCAACAACAAGCAUUGAUGCAGCAAUCCCUUUAUCACCCAGGCCUCUUAGCCUCUCCCCAGAUAGAGCCGAUCUUGAGUGGAAAUUUGCCUCCUGGAUUUGAUUCAACUACAUGCCGUAGUGUGUAUGUUGGAAACAUCCACCCACAGGUUACAGAAAUACUACUUCAAGAGAUUUUCUCUAGCACUGGUGCUCUGGAAGGAUGCAAACUUAUUCGGAAAGAGAAGUCAUCUUAUGGUUUUGUGGACUACUUUGAUCGGCGUUGUGCUGCUCUUGCUAUUGUAACUCUAAAUGGAAGACAUGUGUUUGGUCAGCCUAUCAAAGUUAAUUGGGCAUAUGCCAGUAGUCAAAGAGAAGACACAUCAGGCCACUUCAACAUAUUUGUAGGUGACCUUAGCCCGGAAGUCACUGAUGCUACAUUGUUUUCUUGCUUCUCUGUAUACUCUACUUGCUCUGAUGCAAGAGUUAUGUGGGAUCAGAAGACAGGGCGCUCCAGGGGAUUUGGUUUCGUUUCGUUUCGGAGUCAGCAGGAGGCUCAAAGUGCAAUCAAUGAUAUGAAUGGGAAAUGGCUUGGAAGCAGGCAAAUUCGUUGCAACUGGGCUGCGAAGGGUGCUGGAACAGAUGACAAACAAAGUUCAGAUUCUAAAAGUGUUGUUGAACUGACGAAUGGAACAUCAGAUGAUGGUCAAGAAAAGACUAGUGAAGAUGCUCCAGGAAACAAUCCUCAAUAUACAACUGUUUAUGUUGGCAAUUUGGCCCCGGAGGUUACAUCAGUUGAUCUCCACCGCCAUUUCCAUGCUCUUGGUGCUGGUGUUAUUGAAGAUGUUCGGAUACAAAGAGACAAAGGCUUUGGUUUCAUAAGAUAUAGCUCCCAUGCUGAGGCCGCUCGAGCUAUUCAGUUUGGAAAUGCCAGGGUUCUGUUUGGCAAGCCACUCAAGUGUUCAUGGGGUAGCAAACCCACACCUCCAGGAACCAGUUCGAGCCCUUUGCCCCCACCAGUGGCUACAAAUGCACAUGCUAAUGCAAAUGUAGGUGGUUUUUCAGCAGCGGAGCUUGCAGCGUAUGAAAGACAAGUGGCUCUGAGUAAAAUGGGUGGUGUUCAAGCUCUGAUGCAUCAGCAGGCCCAGCGGAUGGGUAUGGGAAUGGGAAUGGGGAUGGGUGCUAGCCAGGCAGUCUAUGAUGGUGGUUACUCGGGUAUUGCUGGUGCGCAGCCCCCUUUGUACUACCAGUAAUAAAAACAAGUUUUGAAGAAAAUGGGUACAAACACUGGAGUGAGUAAAUUAUCACCUUAAAAUGGGUACAAAACACUGGAGUGAGUAAAUCAUCACCUUAGGAGGAUGAUUUGUGUUAUACUUUCUAGAAAGUAAUUGGGGUGCUUGUUGAUGUUAUCCCAUCUGAUCAGUGUAUGAUGGAUAUAUGUACUUGUUUGUCAUCUGAUUCCGACCUUGUGUACGAUGAAUGGAGCUAGCUAUGUUAAACACUA
Molecule: messenger RNA, 1695 nt
Organism: Cynara cardunculus var. scolymus (artichoke)
Lineage: Eukaryota; Viridiplantae; Streptophyta; Magnoliopsida; Asterales; Asteraceae
Product: oligouridylate-binding protein 1-like
Exons: 12
Coding region: 179-1444 (421 amino acids)
Cellular component (GO): cytosol
Molecular function (GO): mRNA binding
Source: RefSeq, a predicted model, not a curated record